UCUAAUUCGAGUUUAAACACAGACACUGAAAAAAUAAGAAAAUCGAAGAACGGAAAAAAAGAAAAAGAAAAAGAAAACCUCCCUGUUUCCAUAUCUGGUCAGUAUCUCUCUGCAUGAAUCUUCGAAUCUAACCGUUGAUCUUCGAUUUUCUCCCGCACCCACUAUUUUCACAGCAUUUCCUUCGUGGGUUUCUCUUCUUUCGAUUUGAAUUGCUGUCUGGAAGAAGAACUUCGUGUUGGAAGGAUGGUUGGAGCUCUGUCGAUGGUGGGCGGCGUCGUAGAUUCUCAUCUCUGCCCCUGCCUAUGCAUUGAUGCUCUUUCCUUGUCUAGUGGGAGUUUCAGGAGCAGUGGUGAUUUAGGAUUGUAUAGGAAUAUAUUGGGCAGAAAGCAAUCUAAGCGGCCAGCAUCGUUGGAGUUGAGUAGUUCUUUUGUCAAUGCCUGGUAUGAAUGGCGUCUGUCGGCAAAAGUCCUGUCGGAGAUCGCUUGCAGGCGAUCGAGGAGGCAGCGCAAGAAUCGGGACCUUGUGAUCUUUGAUGAAUUGGGCGGUCAGUAUGAAGAAAAUUUUGAUGACGUUACAAAGCAAAUCCUCAACUAUUUUACAUACAAAGCUGUGAGAACUGUUCUGAACCAACUUUAUGAGAUGAAUCCACCACAGUACAGGUGGUUGUACAACUUUGUAGCAACAUACAGUCCUGGAGAUGGGAAACGUUUCAUUCGUAUUCUCGGGAAGGAGAGACAUGAAUUGGCUGAAAGAGUGAUGAUUACACGCCUUCACCUCUAUGGCAAAUGGGUCAAGAAAUGUGACCACUCGAAGAUAUAUCAAGAAAUCUCUGAUGAGAACUUGGAGCUGAUGCGGGAACGGCUUAUGGACACCGUCGUGUGGCCAUCUGAUGACACAAACACAGAAAAGAUCGGUUGAUUGGUGGUGAUCAUAUUGCAUCUCAUUCUAUUGAUUAGCUAUAUAUCUAUAGCUUUUUAAUUAAUGUGUUCUGUAAUCUAGAGAUUUUCAUUUGUAUUUAUUUCUCCCAACUAACAAGAAAGACAUGAUCUUAGUGCAUACGAUGCACCUUUGCGUGUA
Molecule: messenger RNA, 1077 nt
Organism: Magnolia sinica
Lineage: Eukaryota; Viridiplantae; Streptophyta; Magnoliopsida; Magnoliales; Magnoliaceae
Product: chaperonin-like RbcX protein 2, chloroplastic
Exons: 5
Coding region: 244-918 (224 amino acids)
Biological process (GO): ribulose bisphosphate carboxylase complex assembly
Molecular function (GO): protein folding chaperone
Source: RefSeq, a predicted model, not a curated record